Rhopilema esculentum is the source of this 558-nucleotide messenger RNA. Lineage: Eukaryota; Metazoa; Cnidaria; Scyphozoa; Rhizostomeae; Rhizostomatidae. The record is from RefSeq and is a predicted model, not a curated record.
AUGGCAACCGACGGAGGAGGUUGGAUUGUGUUCCAGCGUCGUGUUGAUGCCAGUGUGGAUUUCUUUCGAGAUUGGGAUGCCUACAAGCAAGGCUUUGGGGAUAUGGACGGAAACUUCUGGUUGGGGCUUGAAAAACUGCACAAGCUAGCCGCUCCAGGAAAGGGGGCCAUUCUUCGGGUUGACUUAAAGCACAUGGAUUUUGCAGACAAAAAGUAUGCAAAGUACAGCUUAUUUGAGAUUUCAGGAGAAUCGGAUGGGUAUCGUCUGAAGGUGGGAGGCUACUCUGGAGAUGCUGGUGAUUCUCUGAUUUACCAUAACGACAUGAAGUUUUCAACAAAGGACAAGGAUCAUGAUAAUCUACAUAAUGGCAAUUGUGCACUAGCACAUGCUGGUGCUUGGUGGUAUAACCGUUGUUAUUAUUCAAAUUUGAAUGCUUUUCAUCCUUUAUCAUCGAGCAGUAGGCAUAUAGCUAGUUAUAUUACCUGGAGAACGUAUUUUGAGAACGCAGAUUCUUUUGGUAGGGUGACAUUUGUUGAGAUGAAAUUCAGAUACAAAUAA